UUGGUAGUAGAUGCAAUUAGAGCUGGGCACAAAUGCUUGAUACACGGUUUGUACUCGCUACUUGACUCGGUUUGGUUUGAAAAAAACAAGUACUUGCUCAAAUCAAGUUGAGUAACAAGUAAGCGGAUUUUAUUUCUUGCAAGUACAAGUCAAGUAUCAAGUUCAUUUUAAUUUUUAGCUACUUGGUUUGUUACUUGGUUUAUUACUUGGUUUAUUAUUUAUUAUCCUUUACUUAUUCAGUUAUUUGUUAUAUAUUAUUUGGUUUAUUAAAUAUUUAGUAUAUAUUUCAUUAGUUAAUUAAAAUUUAAGUAUUUUAUGAGUGGCUACAAUUACUUGUUACUUGCCUAUGUUCACUACUUGGUUGGUUGGUACUUGAUCUUUAAAGUCGAAUACUUGUUUUGACCAAGAUGUGUAUCAAGUAGUCUAUUUAAAAUACUUGUGAAUACAUACAAAUACAAAAUCAUAAAAUAAAAUUAAUUAUUUGGUUUAUUAUUCAUUUUUUAGUUGAACAAAUAUACAUUUUCCUAAAUUAUAGUAAAACAACUCGUUUAUAUUUCAAUUUUUAUAAGUGAAUCAAACAUAAAUUACAUAUUUAUAUAAGAAUUUUGGAAUUUUUUUUUUAAUUUAAUCUAUUUACGAAUGACUAAAAACCAGGAAAAACAAUGACAAAAUAAAAACAAAGACAUAUUAUUUAUAUAUAAUAAAUUUAUUUACUUUUAAAUUUCAACUAAUUAUCAAAUAAUUUACCAAUAAUUAUCAAAUAAUUUAUAAAUAAUUUACAAGUAACAAGUAAUAAAACAAGGGAAGUAACUACCAAAUCCAUCAAUUUUUCACAAGUACUUGAAACUAUUAGUACUCAUUUUUAACAAACCAAGUACAAGUCCAAAAUUUUAAUUUUCCUACGAACCAAGCCGAGUACUAAGUAUACCGAAAAUACCAAGUACUCCGCUUGUGUUCACCCCUAGAUGCAAUAGCUUAGGUUUAAGCAGUGAUGAACAUAUUGAUCUUACAUUCUUUUUGGCUGUAUGUAAUUGCUAACCACGCUGGUGUGUAUUUGACUGUGGUGAUCUUUGGUGAUUUGGAAAAAAAAAGAAGCCAGAUGACAAUAUAAUUUUGGUGAUUCUAAACCAUAUUUUUUUUGAAAACGACGUCGUUUCAUCUCAUUUGAAAACGACGUCGUUUUAUUUAAUGCCAACAAUAAAUGACGUCAAAUGUUUUUGUUAAAUUUGUUGAUGGCGUGCCAAAUUGGCAAGUCAGCGAAAACAUUUAUUCUAUUAAAACAGCAGUGUGACCCAUUAAUAAAAAGUUAUAUCCAACUAUCUAUUUCUUUUAUCCAAGAGACCACUUAUUAUUAUCUUUAUAUAAUUGUAUCUGAUUAAUUUAAAAACUGCCACGUUCAAUUUUCUUUUUUAAACACCACCACGUUCUUUUGCAUCUCCUAUUAAAAAAUUACCAAAAAAACAAUUUAGUAAAAUCGAUUUUUUUGUCCAUGGAAGGUGACCGUGUGGCGUACAUGCUUGAUCGGUGGUAUUCUAUCUCCUCUAAAUCGCCUGAGUAACUGAGUUAGCCGGCCACCUAAUUUGGUAAAAGUUGGGAUCUCGAUUUUCUGUAAAGAUGGCAAGAUUAACAAGUUUAUACGAUUAAAAAACCUAUAUAUUUGAGAAGUUUCAUAAUGUUAACAAAAACCAGAAUGUCGACUGUAAAAAAUACGAGACAAAAUUAGGUUUAACAUAAAGAAGAAGAUGUCACGUGGUCUCUCUCAGGUGCCUUUACUAUCAUAAAAUGGGAAUGAGCCCAUUAGCCAUCUAAACAGUGCAUGAUCCAUUAACCCACAUGGUUUUUCGUAUUAAAAUUUUAAAACUUUUAAUAUCAGAAUGUAUUUUGUUAAUACUACUGAAAUCAAAUUUCAGGAUAUAAUACUACUGAAAUCAAUAAAUAUAUAAUACUAAUGAAAUCAGUAAAUAUAUUUGGCUCCAAUUCUCAAAACAAACUCUAACCCUAUAUAUUCAUAUGAAUAUAAUUUAUAAAAUAAAAUUUUAAUUUAUAAAAUAACUUUUUUCUAAAUUUAAAUUAUAACUAGAUUUUGACCCGCCAUUUCAAAGGGAUAAAUGUUAUGUCCAACUAUGUAUUUUCUUUAUUUUAGGGACUUUAUUAUUCUCUUUGAUUUUAUUUAAACAUUAACAUGUUUAAUAUAAUUAAAACCUAAGAACACAAAUAUAAAAAUAAAAAUUUUCAAAAUAAAUUUUUAAACAAAAGAUAUACCCGCCCUUUUCUUGAAAGGGCGGGUAAGAAUCUAUGGCACAAAUUAAUAUUUUAACAAUAUAAUAAAUUCAAUAUAAUUAUCAAAAUACUUUACUAAUCUUUUUUUUUAAAUUACGCAAAUAUGAUCAUAGAUAAAAACACAAAUAUGAUUACAAAAAAAUACAUAUAUGAUACAAGGAAAGACACAAUUACAUACUUAUGAAACUUGAUUUAUUUAAUAUACUUACAAAAAUUAUCUAUUCUAUCAAAUUCAUAUCAUACAAAAAUAUGAUUAUACAAACACACAAACAUAUAAAUUAUAUUAAGCAAUAAUUUAAAAACAAAAAAUAUAGCCGCCCUCUCGAGGGCGGGUCACUAUCUAGUUGUUAAUUAAUUUUAAAGUCAAUGAAAGUUUGGUGUUUUUUUGGUCAGCCUAAAAGUUCAUGUUUCUUUUGGCAAUUCGUGCAAAGUUGAGGUUUUUUUUUGCCGAAUUCUCAAAAAAUUAUUGGUUAGUGUUUGUAUUUGGAACAGAAACCGAUGCAAGAGUUGGAAGUGAGAAAUGGACUACGGAGGAAACUGGAUUCGUCAGAAACGAGAAACAGAAACCUCGAGCCUGUAAACUUACUGUUAUGCUCUUCGAUUCUCACAAGUCACAACCACAAUUUGCGCUUAAACAAAAAACUUAUUCGAUCAUACACCUUCACCACUCUUUUAAUUAUAUAUAUUUAUAUUACCAAACGAUUAAAAUUAGGAAUCCUUAAAAUUACACUUAAUUAUUUCAUUUUUUUCAUAUCUUACUCUAGUCUACUUCUAUCAUCAGCUACUUAACCUUUCGUACGCAUGCUCUCUCUCUCAUCUCGACUUCUGCAAGUAAAAGAAAGAAAAAAAAGGGGUGUAAAACAAUCUCUCUCGAGCCCCUUUCACCGCCAGUGACAGCAGAGAGAAUCACACAGUAAAAGGAUUUUUAACUCUCUCAUCUCUCUUUCAGUCACUUCGUCACUAUCGUUUAGCUUUUGUCUCCUUUCACCUUUUUAACUCGACUGCGAAUAUUACCCGUUGAGUUGAGUCCCAUUUUUUGACAAAACACUUUUUUUUAAAGCUCAGUUUCUUUUUUGUAAUAAAAUAAAAAUAAAUGAGAGUGUGUUUCUUCUUCUUCUUCCACUGUACAAAUCGUCGCUUUGCUGAUUUCCAUCUGUCUCCUUUCUUUCCCCUUUCUCGUAACUUGUCGAUAUUUUGCUCUAAUGUACACUCUUCUUCUCUGCUUUUCCUAAAGAGAUUCUUCUUCUUCCUCCUCCUCCUCCUCACGAGCUCCAAAGUUUCAGAAAAAAAGCUGAUAAUCUUUUUAUAAUUAAAAGAAGUCUUUUAUCUUAAGCUUUGAGCUCAGAUUCUGUCAAGAUAUUCUUUCACCAGAGAAUGAUUGUUAUUCUCCGGUGAAGUUAUUGGAAUGCGAGACAUUUAUCUGUGUGGUGUUUCCUUCUCUCUGAGCUUUUGUGUCGGUCGUUAGGGUUUGGUGGUAAUGACGGGUGAGUUACAGGAGACGGUGGCGCCGUGUGGGGCCAUAACUGAGAAACGGCCAAGCAGACUCAGCGGUUGCGUCGGCGUUUUCUUCCAGCUCUUCGAUUGGAAUCGACGCUUCUCCAAAAAGAAGCUCUUUUCUCGCAAAUCUCUUCUUCCUGGGAAACAAGCUUCUAAGAGGUUUGGUGGGAAUGAUAAACUGCUAAAAUCUAAGCUUAACCUGAUUGAUGAUGAGAACAGAGGAAGUUUCCCGAACCGAGGUGAAGUUGUGGAGUUUAAAAAGCAUGAGAUGAGACCUCCUAGCUUGGUAGCACGUUUGAUGGGACUUGAAUCAAUACCAUCUAACCACAAGAAGAAGAAGAAGUCAUCACAUUUGAUGAAUCAGGACAAGGAUAAAUGCCUUUUGUCUGACGAGGAAGAUAGUGGUUUGGAUAAGUCUAGGCCAGAGAAGAUGCAGAGAACAAUAACAGGUGUGUGUGAUAGGCGUGUUAUGGUGAAGAAGUUUGGAUCAGACGCCAUGCAGAUCAAGAACGUUUUGACCCGAGUAAGGAAACAUCAUCACCAGCAUCAGAAUCUGGCUUCUCCUGUUAAAAGCCCGAGGCUUCAGAGACGUAACUCUAGGUUGAUCAACGCUGCUGCUAGGAUUCUUGAACCGGGGAAGAGAAAUUUGAAAUACAACGCUAUUGCUUAUCCAAGUUCUUCGAGGACUAUACGGUGUGGAAGUGUUGGGAAAGAGCCUGCUGUUUCACCUGAUUAUAACACUAGUGUUGCUUCUUGUAAAGCCUGUGGUAGCUUUGUUGAUGUUCAUGGUUCUAGUUCGGUAAGUGAAGAAAGUGGAAAGAGCAUGGUUUGUGUUUCUGAAUCAACUCCCUUUGAGAGGAGUAAAAGAAGUGUGCAUUGGAGAAAUCAAGAACCAUCUGUGUCUGUUUCUGGUAAAGGCAGAGGCUGUAUAGAUCAAAUGGAGAGGAAGGCUCUUCACCGUGCUCGGUUUGACUUCAAUGGGAAGCAUGUGAAGGAUGAAAUAUCAAUGCCAGGCGACAGAAUGUUUCCUCAGUCUUACACCUUACAGAGAAGCAGAGGUUCGUCUUCACCUGCAAAUGCAUCCAACUGUAAAGAGAAGGACUUUAUUGCCAUCAGUAGAGGUUCAAGUAGCAGGGAGGAGUCUUCUAAUAGAUCAGGUCUAAACACUUGUGCACGGAAGAGAAGGCUAGCUUGUGCAAGUAGCUCUAUGAGUAGUCCAGUGUCAAGACGAGGAGAUGGUAAACGCUCUUGGGAUUGUAGUAAUGAAACAGCAUUUUCACCAUUGAAACUUGGUUCUCCUCAUAGAAGUUAUAGCCAAGGCUGCAGAGAGACUAAAGAGAGAAAAAGACCGCCAUGUGUUCCAAAUCAGAUGGGUCAGAGAAGAAUACAAGUUGAUGCCGGUACUGUGGGUUUGAUUCAGCAGAAGUUGGAAGAAAUCACUUCUCAAGAAGAAGAUGCAUUGCCCAGUAAACCGGCCUCUUUGAUCCUCCAUGAGUUGCUUUCUUCACUAGCACGCGAGCAGUCUUCUUAUACCCUGGACGUUAAUACAGCUACUCGGAGGAAAGGCAAAACAGAGAUGUGGAGUUCCAUUGGUAAUGCAAACAGUGAUUACACAAGCCCUGGCUCCGUACUUGAUGCAUCUUUCUCUAACGAGAGUUGCUUUUCAAAUAGCUUCGACAAUGUCUCAGUUCCAGGACAGAUGAGGCUGCCUCUAGAGUCAGUAGACCCCGACUGGGACGUUCUUGAAGACUCCGCGACUUUGUUCAAGAACUCGACAAGUGGUGGUAACUAUCAAACAAUCACCAGUCUGGUCAGCCAUGUCUCCAACGUCCUGCGAAGCUUAAGCAACACAGGUCUCAUAUUAACGCGGCAGAGAUUCACCAACGCAAGAGAAGUCAUAAUCCACACCGAGCUAUUGGCUCCCCACGACAACUACCUCAUCGGGCAAGAACUCUUCGACGAACUUAUGAUCUACGCAGCUCGUUCCGAUAAUCUCCUUAAUCUCCCUGGAAUAACCGGAGGGUUCCUUGUUGAUGCAAUGAUCGAACACUUGGAAGAAAAAAACACUUCCUGCGGAUUAAAGCCUUCGAGUGCUGAAGCAUCAGAGUUGAUUCAAGGUGUUCUUGGGGAAGUUCCAAAGUGGGCAGCACUGGCACGUGUUGAGAUGGACGAAGUUGUCAGUAGUGAGAUGGAGAAAUGGAUGGAUCUUGAAACACAUUUGUUUGGAGUUGGAACAAAGAUUGCUUAUGAGAUCGUUAUGUGUUUGGUUGAAGAGUUAGCUAUGGAUCUACUUUAGUAUUUGUGUAAUUCACACUAUUAAACCAUUUGAAUCAUAUGAUCAAUGCUUAUUGUUAAAUCUAGCUAUCA
This is a messenger RNA of Brassica rapa (field mustard), 6144 nucleotides long. RefSeq lists its product as uncharacterized. The record is from RefSeq and is a predicted model, not a curated record. Lineage: Eukaryota; Viridiplantae; Streptophyta; Magnoliopsida; Brassicales; Brassicaceae.